Venturia canescens is the source of this 1882-nucleotide messenger RNA. Its product is annotated as excitatory amino acid transporter 3-like. Lineage: Eukaryota; Metazoa; Arthropoda; Insecta; Hymenoptera; Ichneumonidae. The record is from RefSeq and is a predicted model, not a curated record. Gene Ontology annotation, biological process: L-glutamate transmembrane transport. Gene Ontology annotation, molecular function: L-glutamate transmembrane transporter activity; neutral L-amino acid transmembrane transporter activity; glutamate:sodium symporter activity. Gene Ontology annotation, cellular component: plasma membrane. Bases 449 to 1831 code for a protein of 460 amino acids. The transcript is spliced from 9 exons.
AAUUGGAGUCAGCAAAAAUGUAUACACGCAUCCGUUAGUCUGAUACUGUAAAUAACGAUACGCUUUGUCUCUCAUUAACAAUAUCAAUAAUUUUUUGUAACGAGACGACAAAUGUUUACUUUGGUGAUGUAAGUUUCGUCGUCAAAUACACACAAGUGUUCAGUGUUCAUGCGGUCGUCAAGAAUCGUGUUUCAAAUAAUUCAUACUGGCGAAGACAUUCUUCCUGGUAGCACGCAGUAUUUUAUAUCAGAUUGUUAGCUCUGCCGAGAUAACAUAUUUUUUCACUUCAUUAUUUUUCUCCUCUGUCAGACGUGCGGUAGGGAAAUGAUCAGUGGAAACGUAAUUUCACGUUGAACUAACGAGAUUUCAACAUUUUUUCCUCGGUUUUCGUGUCGACCCAGCUUCGAUCGUGAUUUGAAAGCCAAUUCUUUGCACUCGAUUAAUUACGAUGAAUAAAAAUUGUUACGAACAUCGUUUAACGAUCGCUACACUCGUGGGCAUUUUUUCCGGAGGUUUGAUAGGCGCAGUUUUGAAAAAUUUCACCGAGCAACCUUGGACCGAGCGUGCUAUCAUGUUCUUCCAAUUUCCUGGGGAUGUUUUUCUUCGCACUGUUAAUAUGCUUAUUAUUCCUCUCGUUGUAUCUAGCAUCGUUAGCGCCAGUUGCAAUCUCAGUAAAUCGGGUACAAUCGGAUUGAAAGCUCUCUAUUACUACACAGCCACAACUACUCUUGGAAUUACACUGAGUGUUAUUUUAUCCCAGACGAUACGGCCCGGAGAAAUUCAUCGGAAUGACAAUUCAACGAUAGCAGGAGGCUCUAAAAACUUCAUCGCGACCGAUAUCUUCCUGGACCUGUUCCGUAACUUAUUCACGGAUAACAUAGUGACAGCCUGUGUGAGUCAGUAUCAAACAUUUUUAAUCGAACCUUCAAAUGCCAGUUCAGAUGAUGGUGAUUCGAUUUAUUUUUGGAAAAUAUCUUCCCGAGAAACCGAUGGGACCAACAUUUUGGGUCUUGUUAUGUGGAGUCUGUUAUUGGGGAUAGCCAUCGGUCACAUCGGUAAUAGGGGCAAACCUUUGCUGCAUUUUUUCGAUAGCCUCUCAGGAGUCAUGAUGAUGACGAUGGACAAAGUCACGCAGCUUGCACCAUUCGGCGUUUUGUUUCUUGUGCCAGGAAAAAUUUUGGAAACUGACGAUAUUGGAGCAAUGUUAACGCGGUUGGGAGUCUACGUCAUGACCGUAUUCCUUGGUCUGAUCAUUCACGGCCUCGUGGUCCUCCCAACUUUAUAUUUUGUCUGCACGAGAAAAUCGCCGUUUAAAAUUUUGGCUAAGGUUGGGCCUGCUUUCGUUACCGCGUGUGGAACAUCCUCCAGCACAGCGACGGUACCGAUGACACUGAAGUGUCUCGAUCGAAUUGGCGUUGAUCGCAAAGUUUCGAGAUUCGUAGUUCCGUUAGGAGCAACUAUUAACAUGGAUGGUAUCGCUUUGUAUGAAACGAUCGGGGCGAUGUUCAUUAUUCAAUUGAGAGGAUUGGAUAUUUCACUAAUCAAAGUAAUAGCGAUAAGCAUUACGUGUACGGUUUCGUGUAUUGGAGCUGCUGGUCUUCCAAACGGUGGAUACAUGAUGCUCAUUCUUGUUCUCAAUUCUAUUGGAAUACCAGCAUCUGACGUAAUGCUCAUUAUUACCAUCGAUUGUCUGGUUGAUCGGUUUCGAACAACUGUCAAUAUUGUAGCAGACUCGUUAGGUGCUGGUGUCAUAUCUCAUCUGACGAGAAAUGAGGAAGCUUUGGAGCGUCUCGAUGAAACAACAGUGCCGUUAAAUUCCGUUUUACUUUAAAACUGAAGUAUAUUAUAUAUAGUAAUGAAAUAAAAAAUUCGUGCUUAAGUA